Lytechinus pictus (painted urchin) is the source of this 6707-nucleotide messenger RNA. RefSeq names its product AP-1 complex subunit gamma-1-like. Lineage: Eukaryota; Metazoa; Echinodermata; Echinoidea; Temnopleuroida; Toxopneustidae. The transcript has 19 exons. The record is from RefSeq and is a predicted model, not a curated record. Bases 384 to 2960 code for a protein of 858 amino acids. Gene Ontology annotation, cellular component: Golgi apparatus; membrane coat; AP-1 adaptor complex. Gene Ontology annotation, biological process: intracellular protein transport; Golgi to vacuole transport. Gene Ontology annotation, molecular function: clathrin-cargo adaptor activity.
ACCCCUGCCACGAAUAUUUUUUGUGUACGUCCGCAUGAAAGAAUAGUUCUCAGAUUUUACUCCUUUCACUCCUUUUAAAUUGAAAUCGAUAUCAAAUCUAUUUUUAUUUUUCUUUGUUAUAUUCUAGAAUGGUGGGAUAACAUCGAAGAUCAUUUUCAUGUAAUUUUCAAAUCAGCGUAUGAACAUCCUCUGCAGUUGGCCAGCAAUUCGGUUCAAUGUCGACCAUAUUGGCAAUACACACGAGUGUAAUAAUGCGAGGAAAAUAGGGAAAUAGCGCCGGUAUAAAUAACAAUUUUGUAUUUUCUGGUGGUAGGGAUAGGGAGACUUCAGGACAGACUUUCAAGAGAAGAGUUGGAGAUCAACUAAUCGUAUAAUUUAUCAGGAUGUCUGUUCUGCAAGCCAUUGAAGAGAAGCUGUCCAAGAUGCCGGCCCCGAUCCGGCUGAAGGACCUGAUCCGUAACAUCCGUGCUGUCCGGACAGCUGCAGACGAGAGGGCCCUUGUCCAGAAAGAGCUUGCCCAGAUCAGGGCGAUGUUCCGUGAUGAGGACAAUACUUACAGGUGUCGCAAUGUAGCCAAGGUUCUCUAUAUACACAUGCUGGGAUAUCCCGCUCAUUUUGGACAGUUGGAAUGUUUAAAAUUGAUAGCUUCACCACGGUAUGCGGACAAGAGGAUAGGAUACUUAGGGGCUAUGUUACUUCUUGAUGAAAGACAUGAUGUUCACUUACUCAUGACAAAUUCAAUGAAAAAUGAUAUGGGCCAUAACACACAGUACAUCGUAGGUCUGUCAUUGAGCUGUUUAGGUAGUAUCUGCUCACCAGAGAUGAGUCGAGAUUUAGCUGGCGAGGUCGAGAAGAUGAUCAAAACGUCAAAUGCAUACAUUAAAAAGAAGGCUGUGCUAUGUGCUGUACGGAUUGUGAGAAAAGUCCCAGAACUGAUGGAGAUGUUCAUUCCUUCCGUUCGCUCCCUACUAAAUGAUAAAAAUCAUGGUGUGCAACUGACAGCUGUAGUGCUGAUUACAGAGAUGUGCGAGAAGAGCCAUGAUGUACUAGUUCACUUCAAAAAGCUUGUGCCAAACCUUGUACGGAUACUCAAGAAUCUAGUCAUGUCGGGCUACUCACCGGAACAUGAUGUCUCUGGCGUUAGUGAUCCAUUCCUUCAGGUGAAGAUCCUUCGGUUGUUACGGAUCCUUGGCCACCGUGAUGCAGACUGCAGCGAUGCCAUGAACGACAUCUUGGCACAGGUGGCUACCAACACAGAGACCAGUAAGAACGUUGGCAAUGCAAUCCUCUACGAGACUGUCCUCUGCAUCAUGGAUAUCAAAUCGGAGAGCGGUCUGAGGGUACUGGCAAUCAAUAUCCUCGGAAGGUUCCUUCUCAACACAGAUAAGAAUAUCAGGUAUGUUGCUCUCAAUACACUCCUGAAGACUGUGCAAGCUGAUAACAAUGCAGUGCAGAGGCAUAGAAGUACUAUAGUGGACUGUUUAAAAGAUCCAGAUGUAUCAAUUCAAAGGAGAGCAGUAGAGCUAUCGUUUGCACUCAUCAAUACAUCCAACAUUAGAACAAUGGUGAAGGAAUUAAUCUUCUUCUUAGACAGGGCUGACCCUGAGUUCAAGUCGUACACAUCAUCAAACAUCUUCCUCUCAUGUGAAAGGUACUCUCCAAACAAGAGGUGGCACAUAGACACCAUGAUGCGUGUCCUGUCGGCAGCUGGUAACAACGUCCCCGAUGAGUCGGUAGCCAGUCUUAUCCAGAUGAUCUCAGACACGUCAUCGCUCCAUGCCUACACUGUACAGCAACUCUACAAAGCAGUCAAAGAGGACAUCAGUCAGCAACCGUUGGCGCAGGUGUCUGCUUGGUGCAUCGGAGAGUACGGGGACCUGCUGGUAGCGGGCGUGGUAGACGAGGAGGAGCCCAUCCAGGUAUCAGAAGAUGAUGUCUUGGAUUUAUUAGAGUCAAUGAUCCAGACGACAUCGUCAACGCAAAUCACCAAGGAAUACGUACUCCUAGCCAUCCUUAAACUCAGUGUUCGCUUCUCAGAGACAAAUGAGAGGAUAGAAAAGAUAGUGAAACCUUACACACAGUCCUUGGAUAUGGAGUUACAACAGAGAUCAGUAGAAUUCAUGUCACUCACAAAAUCUCAUAAAAAUAUAGCAGGGCCAUUAUUAGAAAGAAUGCCUCCCAUGAGCAAAGAGAAGAGAGAAGGGCAGACACAGAACAACGGUGACAUGCUCGACGAUGAGCAGCUAGAUAGGACGGGACCUAGCCUUGCACCAACACAUGAUGAGGGUUCAAGUCUUGUAGACCUAUUAGGAGGCGGUCCCAGCUCACCCAUCAUCACAAACUCCCUGCCCCAGCAACCUACCAAGCCUGUGGAACCGGUCGGUAACAACACGGACGGGCUCCUGGAUCUCCUAGGGGGUCUGGACCUGAGCGCACCCGUUCCCUCCGGACCACCUCCCGUCCAGCCCACGCCUAACCCUAUCAUGAAUCUCAUGGAUGGCAUGGGGUCCAUGCAGACCGUUCCUCCUGCAUCCGUACCCCCUGCACUGGGCAUCAACAGUCUCCUAGGCGGCCCUGUUAAUAAUAUUGGUGGCUCAUCAUUCCCCACUGUAGCGGCAGUUGAAACCCGUGGUCUGAAGGUGGAGUUUUCUUUUGAGAAGGAAAGCGUGUCUGGGGCGGUAAACAUCAACCUCAAAGCAACUAAUGGCACCACGUCUUCAUUUAAUGCCUUCUUGUUCCAAGCUGCUGUACCAAAGACGUUUGAGCUCCAGAUGCUGACCCCGUCCGGUGACACCAUCCCGCCUAACAACUCCGGUGCCGUCACCCAAACGAUAAAGGUCGUCAACAGGACCCCCGGAGCGGUCCUUCGCAUGAAGUACAAACUCUCCUUCAAUGCCGAUGGAGUACCUGUGAAUGAGACGGGAGAAGCUGCCAACCUGCCAACCAACCUCUUCACGUGAUAGCGGCAGCAAACUUCACCCUCAAAAUUAUAUUUGCCCCCCUAAUGUUUUGUUAUAGUCUAUGUAUGUGUUUAAUCUAUUAUAUCGAAAGAGAAAAGAUUUAAUCCUUUUCUUAUUAUGAUAAUGAUUUUGCAAUGAAGUCCUAUGUCAUGAUCUCAAAGGGUAUAAGCCGCUGAGAGAGAAAGAUCUCUUUGUAUACACUCAAUAUAGCACAAGAUUAGAAUAUAAAGUCUUAAGAUAAUAAAAAUUGGAUUGAUAUGGGCACAUAAGUAGCUUCCCUCUAGUUGAUAGGUAUCAUUAGUCUAUUUUAAAGGUUAUUGGAAUAAAGAAAGUUAGAUAGAGAGAAGGAGAAUUUGAGAUGGGGAAAAAGAGAGAGAGAGUGGGAGUGAGUGAGAGGAAGGGGUGGGGGAUGUCAUGAGGGAAAAGUGAGAGAGAUAAUGAAGAGUGUGAGAACAAGAAUGAGUAUGCAGCUUCAUAGAUAUGGAAUAAAGAUAAUACUGUAUAUUCAAAUUCUACUCCAUGUGUAAGCCCAAUUUAAAAGUGUAAGCUGCAAAGGAGAGAAAAAAAUGAUAACCGAUUCCCUUGAUAAUUGUAACUUCGAAAAAACACCCCAUCAAAACAAUUAUUCAUGCAUUGAUGCCUUGCAUGUGAAAGAUGGUGAAAGGGUAAACUUUAAAUUGAAGCAUUAAAAACCAAUACAUUGCUAAAUAUUACAUUAGCACAUAUUGUCUAAGGACAUUAGCCUAAAAUUUAACCCUUCAGGUAAUUCCUUUUAAGUUUUUUUUUUCAAAUUCACAGUUCCCCAACCAACCAACACACACCAAUACGCUUCCGUGUGAAAUUUUAGUGUUGUGUUGACAAAGGCUUGGGUGAUCUUCAAUUUUCACUCAUUCUGUACAAUUUAGGAUUGUAGCAAUUGGGGAGUUAUUAGGGUGUUCUGUAUGCAUGAUGCAUUGCAUAGCCAUAAUUAUAUCAAAUAUUUUCAAAAAUUUGCUGCACAUAGCAAUAUGUUUACAGUGAUGUAGUUCAGAUUAACAAAUGAAUGUGGUAUUCCCUAAAAAAGUGUGAGGGGUCUAUACUGUCGUUGGUUCAUAUCCCUUCAAAACAUGGGUCUUAAAUAGACUGUUUGCUGGUAUGUCAAUUAACCCAAAGUCAUUGAUUUUCUUAACACAUCAGAUAGUGAUAAAAAUUGCAUGGUUCCUAGCGUAAUAUUCUCCAUUGCCGGCCGUAGAGGUGAUAAGAAAGGUCAUCAGUUGAAGCAAUGCAUGCUUUCAUUUAUCAAGUGCAAACACAGGUUAACAUUCAGCUUUCUGCCUUUGACUGUGUUACUCAAAGAGUUUUAGUCGUUGCCAGUGAUGCAUUCAAAAGUCUUGUUGUUGCGACAAAGCCCAGCCACAUUUUGUGUAGAGUUGAUGCUCCCUAUAUAAAAGAAAUGGAUUGGUCCGCAGAUUUAUUUCGCAAGAUGAAAGUUUGCUUGCCCCUGCAACAUACUUUUGGGCACCCCAUGUGCCAUGGGGUUUGUACCAGAAAUGUUGCUGAGCUUUUUUUGCUGAGUGUUUCACUCGAUAUCUGAACAAGCCUUAAGUUGCGGCAUUUUCUCUGCUUUUAUGCUCUCCCCUCUAUUGGCUUAUACCUGGGGCUACAGAAUUAUAUUAUAGAAGGAUUUCCCUGUCCGUCAUUCUUUCAUGUGAAUGACUAGUGUUCUGUGGUGCAUUUUAUCAACAUUUUUGUCUGACAAAUUGUGUGAUCUGACCUCUCUCCUUGGCUUCACCAUUGCUAUGGUAACAUUUAGAUGAAACGACUUGUCGGAUAAAUCAUCCAACAAGUCCUUUCAUGAAAUGCUCCUCGGGAAACCAAGGCUUAAUCCUUGUUUCUGUAUUUCUAAAUAUUUGCUUAUAAUUAUUACAUUGAAGAACUAAGUAAGUUGUUGUUUGCCCCGUAAAGGGUUGUGUAGCAUUUGCUCUGUUAAUGAAAUGACUGAAAAAAUAUUUUUUGAAUUGUCAAGUUUCAUCCCCUACUUCAAGUGCUAAAAAUAUUAUUCAUUUUAAAGUGAUACUAAGAUAGAUAUGUACCUGAUUUGUCAUGCUAUGAAUUAAUUUGCAAUUCAAUCUGUUAUUUUGUACUUAUGAAAGUAUUUCAGCUAUUCCACAUUUUGCUGGAAUAGCAAACCUGCAACGUUCAUUCAUCAAAUGUAACCUUGUGCAACCUUUUACUGGGCAACUGACAAGAGUUUGAAAACGGAUUCUUACAUUGUUCAAUACAAUAGCCCUCAAAAUUCUAUAGGAAAUACAUACCGGUAUAUAGGCUACAUGACGUUCCAAAAUUAUCAGACUUACAUGUAUUACUAAGUUACAUGUAUUUGUGUUGUUGUAAUUAUCUCUAUUUUUCUUCCUAUAUCUUGUCUUUUACUCCUUUAUCUGCCUCUUUCUCUAUCUUUCCCUAUCUUUCUCUUUUUGCUCUUUUUUACUCAUUCUGUGCAAUUGAACAAUUUUCCAAUUUAUUUUGGGGUGAACCAAUAUUCUAAUUUGUUGGAAAUCCCACUAGAGAUUUUGAAAUAAACUAUUUCUGUGGUUUGUCUUUGAACUAAGUCUUGAUGACAGUUUCACAAAAUGAGGACUUGAUCAAUACUUAAGUGUUUCUCUUUAAACCUAAAUUUCUUCUUUCCACACAGGCCUAAUCCAGAGUUGCAUAAUAAAUGAUUUUAUCGUUUUCCUUCUUUCGGUUCAUAGAGAUGUGGUUAAGGACUGAAAUUAAUAAAUAAAAGAUACGUCUUAUUGUGAUAACAGUUAUAUAAAGAGAUAUUGGAAUAGUCAUGUUUUCAUGCAGUACUUAUUCAGCUUCUAAGAGGGGGAAAACCACAUCUAUGUACUUUCAUAUUCUUCUAAAUGGGCAUAUGAAACUGGUAGGAUUUUUUUAAUUAAGGGGGAAAAUUGUGAGAAAUAGAAUGAAGCGUAUUUAGCCAACUAUUUGACAUUCCGUAAUGUGGAAAUCCGUCUAAUGAUAAUGGGAUUUUUUUUUGUAAGUUGGAAGUGAUCUUUAAAUGUUUCUAUACUUAAGAAUUUAACCUUGAAUGGCAAGAAUAGUUUAUUGAAGUAUAUCACCAUUCGUAUAUUGUAAACAAUAUUUUCCCCUGAACCAUAUUAUUCUAUUGAUCAUUAUGUAUCUGUAAGUUUGCGCUCAGUAUUUUAUAUGUUUAUCUCUUUCUCUUAGUGAUAUAUAUUAAUUUCAUGUCUGAAAAUACAUAUUGGAAAUGAAAGAUCAACAUUUCAUUUGAAAAGACAUAUAAAUGUAUACUAAACAACAUUUUUUUUGGUCUGAUCUAAAAUUGUGUUUUCUGACAUGAAAUGUUUUUGUGCAUAAUGUCUUUUGUAUUCACUUGUAGAUUUUAACCUAUUCCAUUUCUUGACUAUGUUUUAUAUAGAGAUCAUGUCUAUCUUGUUCCUUGUAAAGAUGAGAAACAUAUGAAUUAUAGUGAUUGAACUAAACAAUGUUCAUUUUAUCAAAUUUUGCUUAUGUGGGCCUUAUGGAAGGAUUUGUGUUGUAGGAGCCAAAUUCUUGGUUAUUGAAAUCUGUUUUAUUUAUUCGAGAUGUGAUAGUUUUGUUGACUGUGUUUGUGAUAAUCUUCAAGAGAAAUACAUGUAGUCACUGGUGUGGCUUUUGUCUCGCCUGAACGAAGUUUGGGAGAGACCUAGUGAUCAAUAUUCCUGUUAGUCUGUUGAUCUGUUACAAAAAUGCUCAAGUUUUUGU